GGAAAGCUUCAACCGACCACUGCUUAAAUCCCGACUAUUCGCGCCAUUGAAGAAAAUCCACUGAAAUUCUUGAUUGAUCGAGAUGGAAGCAGCCUCCGUGAGGAAAAUCCUGGCGGUGAUCAUCUUGAUGUCGAUGGUGACCCUCGUUUUCUCCCGGGUACCGGCAUCUCAACACACAGAGGAAGCCGAAAAAGGCAUGGACUUAGAAAGAGGACCAUUCCAAGUAGGGAUCCCCCUCUACAGGUCGAUCCACAAUCCCGACGAGUUGGUGCCGGCGAAUGAGAUUCCGACCCUGUCCACGAACAACGCGGACAGUCGAAAUCCGUGACCCUUUGCGUAUGGGUACUUCCACACUCUGGUUCUUGGAUGCUCCGUUUUGGAUUCAAGAAUCAUGAUCGUGUUUAUGUUGAUGUAAAUUUAAACGAUUUGUACUAAUUAUUAUGCUAAAUAUCAUCAUUUUUCUAUAAUGAUGCUUUCAUGUUUAGUAGUGUUUGCCUUGUGUUUGAUGAUAUGCCCGUAUAUCAUACAAUUUUUAGGGGAAAGACUGUUCAGAUAAAUCAUAUUUGGGUCCAAGUGUAAGCACGAAUCAAGAUUGCUACUUUGU
Rubroshorea leprosula is the source of this 604-nucleotide messenger RNA. Lineage: Eukaryota; Viridiplantae; Streptophyta; Magnoliopsida; Malvales; Dipterocarpaceae. The record is from the annotation of a GenBank genome assembly.